Molecule: messenger RNA, 542 nt
Organism: Merops nubicus (carmine bee-eater)
Lineage: Eukaryota; Metazoa; Chordata; Aves; Coraciiformes; Meropidae
Product: KAT8 regulatory NSL complex subunit 2-like
Exons: 4
Cellular component (GO): NSL complex
Source: RefSeq, a predicted model, not a curated record
GCCCACACCACCCGCUCCAGCCAGAGGUGCUUGGCCUUCGUCGACGACGUCCGAUGCUCCAACCAGUCCCUGCCAAUGACCAGGCACUGCCUGACACACAUCUGCCAGGACACUAAUCAGACCCUGUUCAAACUGUGCCAAGGCUCUGAGGAGGUGCCCUGCAACAAGCCAGUUCCUGUGAGCCUCUCAGAGGAGCCCUGCUGCCCGCUCCACCUCCGCCUGCCCCCCCAGAUGUACGUGCCCGAGCAGGGGCUGGCGGGGCCCGAGGAGCUGGAAGCUGCUCCCACCGACCUCUACCUGAGUGCUGCUGAGCUCCAGCCCACUGAGAGCUUGCCCCUGGAGUUCAGUGAUGACCUGGACGUGGUGGGUGACGGGAUGCAGUGUCCCCCCUCCCCUCUGCUCUUCGACCCUUCCAUGGCCCUCGAGCAGUCCCUCAGAGACGUCUCCGAGGCCCCUAUAGACAUUCUGGCUCUGGAGGAGCCUUCCCACCCCGGCCUCCCACCGCAGACAGACAGAGGGACCUCCUCUGGCCACAUCUUCUC